GGAAAAAGCACGGGGGUUAGGUCUGCCCCCGGGCUGCGGGGCUGGAGGCUGGCAGGGAGGAGCGGAGCCGCCGGCGAGCGGAGCGUGUGGGGCGGCGGAGGGGAGGCGGGCGGGAGGCCGGGCAGGCUGGCGUGGGCUGUUUGGCCACCGGAGCCAAUCGAAAGCUGGGGCUUGAUCCUCUCCCCGGGCCCCGGCUGCGCCGAGGCAGUGCCGAGCUCCCCUCCGCCCCGCCGCCGGGACCCGGCCGCCCGCCCCGCUCUCUCCCCGCACCGCUCCUCGCCACCCAGCGCCUAUGGGCAUCUGCGACCGGCCAGGGCUUCGCACCACCGCCACCAGCAGCAGCGGCAGCAGGAGCGGCCGGCGACCGCCACCCCGCCGCAGCACCCCGCGGGACCUAUAGCCGGCAGGACGGAGCGCGCCGCAGACCCUUCCCCGCCUCCCUGCAGGAUGAUUUGGAAAUUUGCCUUGUCCGUUUUUCUGAUGGCAGCGCUAGUUCCGGUAACAGACACCAGGAAAAACCGUCCUGCAGGCGCCAUUCCCUCCCCUUACAAAGACGGCAGCAGCAACCACUCGGAGCGGAGGCAGCAGCUGAAUAAGGAGGUGCUGGCCUCCAGCCAGGAGGCCCUCGUGGUCACCGAAAGGAAGUACCUCAAGAGCGACUGGUGCAAGACACAGCCCCUGCGGCAGACUGUCAGCGAGGAGGGCUGCAUAAGCCGCACCAUCAUCAACCGCUUUUGCUAUGGGCAGUGCAACUCCUUCUACAUACCACGGCACGUGAAAAAGGAGGAGGAGUCCUUCCAGUCCUGUGCUUUCUGCAAGCCACACAAGGUCACCUCUUCGACCGUGCAGCUGGAGUGCCCUGAGCUGGACCCACCUUUCCGACUCAAGAAAAUUCAGAAGGUCAAGCAGUGCCGGUGCAUGUCUGUGAAUCUUAACAACUCAGGCAAACUGUGAGAGGAGGCGUGUAGCUACUACUGCUCGGGGUUGCCCCCACCAGAUUUACUGCGGCCUCUCCUCUCCCACUGAGCAGACUGACCAUUUUGCUGGUUUGUUUCUUCUUUUUCUUUUUUUUUUUUUUCCCCUGUGUUUUGUUUUCUUUCAGGAGGCAUCUCUCCAACAAGGAAAGACUCCUUGUCGCUUGCCUACUGGAAUAACGCUUUUUAAUGGGCUGCGUUAGGCACUUCACCAUAAAGUUUCAGUGUAUUUCCGACAUCAUCUGGCGGUUGGAUCUUCUGGAGUGGAGCAGGCUCCCAGAAGUUGGGAUUGCUCAUCUAAGUGACCAGUUGGCUGAAUCCAGCAUUAAAUGUUUCCACUGUGUGGAGUAAAGCCCUCUGCCCUACACUCCAGUCCCCUCCACAAGACGAGAACGCCUUUCCCAUGCUUUGGUCCGGAGCUUGCCACUCCCGCUUGGAAGUGCUGGGGUGCUGCCCGGGACUGGGGGACGCAGAUGAGGGAGAGAAACGAGGAGUAAUGUGCAAAAAGCAAGUGAGACUCUCCAGUGAGGCUCAUCUCCUUAAGAUGACUUUAAUUGUGCAAUGACAAACGGUCUGGGCUUGUUGUCUGAACAGCAGAUAAGAAGUGAGGGGGAGAGGGUGAGGCGUUGGGUCAGCCACCAUGACCACAGAGCAGACUGAGGGUGGGUUCUGAUGCUGUCGUGGUUAGAGUAUAUCGAACACGUGGUCUCUGCAGCAGUGUUUAUUUUGUAACUUAGCUAUAGUAAACAGCUGUUUAAAGUAUUAUAGACCUAGCCGUGUAUAUUUUUCUUGUGGCAGAAUAUGCCAGAGAUUAAAAUAUGUUGAGUAAGAGGCUCGGUUGCUAGGUCAGCUGCCUGGCUUAAAAUGGACAUGGUUUAACUAGGCUUUCGGUAGGUUUUUGUGUGUUAGAUGUGUGUGUUUCUUACUCCAGAAAGGACAACAUCCAUUUACGACCUUAUAUUUAUGCCUGCUCAGACAGGGGAAGGUGGGAAGGUAGUGGGAGAGGCGCUGAGAACACUUAAGGGAACAAUGUUUCCCUUAAGGUAUAAAAGCACUGUCACACAAAGGACAAAAUCUGGUUGUUGCUGGACUGAAUACAAAAGCUGCAUCAGUGUCAUCAGGUUUUGGGAGUGGUGUCUUGCCCAUGAUUUGAAACCAUGUUAAUGUGUUAGUGUUGAAGGAAAAAAACCAUCAGACGGUGCCGCUGGAAUGGGUCGAAUCUGUAGGAGCAGGGGGAACGUUGUAAUUGCUACAGUACUGGUGGUCCACUCAGUUUUUGAGUCCUACAUAAUCAGUGUUGCUGAACACUUGGAGUUCAUUUUAAAUCAUGCUAUGUUGUUAUUCAGCUGAUGGAGUUUAGCAUGUCCUGUAUAUCCCGUUUGUUACAGUUCUGAUCUGUAUUAGUCCCAGCUGCAUUAAAAUCCUAUGUCUCAAGACAAACCAGCGCCUUCCCCCUAACCAAAGCCCGUGCGUGCUCAAUUAUCUGAAGCUUACAAAUUAAAAAUGACAUGCCAACUCCCUGAUGCACGUCUCUCAGUUCAGCAUCUGCACCUAGUGAAACCAGCUUGCUGCGGGAGCCCUUUCCCACCAGCCUCUUCACAUGCAGCCACUCCAAGGGGUUAAUGUGUUUAGCACUCUUGCCAGCCAGGGGUUCAGUGCCACAGGUCUCUAUUAUGCGAGACAGGCAGCUCUAAGAGGCUUUCAAGACUGAGCUCCACGAGAGCUCACCAAGCGGUUUAUGGGGAUUGGCACGGGCGGGAUGAGGUUGGUCAGGUCUGUUAGCCCUCUUACGUGAACGGCCGUGCCUUUCCUGCCGUGAUCUUUCAGUGUAUCAGACGUGCACAGGGACUCCUCGCACAGGGAUUGCUUUGGAGGCUGUCGCUGCUGCGCUGCCAGCGCCGUGCCAGCCACCAAAUGGGCACCAUCCAGUCCAGGCUUGAGAGUGUUGGUGUGGGUCGGGCGUGGGGGGGGAGGUGGCAAUAGCUAUAGUCUGCUAAGACUCCAGGGAUCUCAGUCUCCACUUGAAAGAAAUGAACUGAAAGUCAGGCGUUUUGGACUCGAGAGAGAAAAAGCACCCUAGUUACUUCAGUUAAGAAAAAUGUGCAAGAAUCUUUAUCUUUAAGCUAUGCCCUGCCUGGGUUUUUCACCAGUUUGCAAUAUGAAUAUGCUGCAGCUUAAAACUCCUUCUGGGAGCUGUGUUUAUGUAAAAACUGAGUUGAGCUUGUAAUGGUUAAAACUGUAUUUAAUUCUUGUUUUAUAAAUGAAAACAAAAAAUGAAGAAAUGCUUUAAGUAUAAUGUAAUUAUUUUAUAGGUCUACUAUUAAAUUAUAGAUUAAAUAAUAAAGCUACUCUAGGGUUAUAUGGCA
Messenger RNA from Phalacrocorax carbo (great cormorant), 3340 nucleotides. The record is from RefSeq and is a predicted model, not a curated record. Lineage: Eukaryota; Metazoa; Chordata; Aves; Suliformes; Phalacrocoracidae.